AUGUUUGUGGCUGGCCUCGCCGUCAAUCCCACUCCUGCCACAAGGACCCGCAGCGAAUCUGUCGUAUCGAUUGUUACCACAGGGACCACCAGAAGGCCCUCUGGAGGAUCUUUUCUAGAGUCUACCGGAGCUUCGCAACUACCCCUGACAAGCCCAGAACAUGCUCCGCCAUCCCCUGCCGGCCAAGAGACGCUGCCCAAAUCACCCGAGCCCCUCGAACCAACAGAGCCCGCCAACCCACCUCUCAACGAGCGAGACCAAGUCUUUGAGGAACUUUUGGUUAAUUUGCAUGGUGCAUUUCAGAGAUCAACCGGCAAGGGCCGCAUAUGGGUCGACCCCAAAGCCAGGAGAGACUUUCGGGUAGUCAUCGUCGACAAGGGCGUGAAAUUACCUAUGCGAAAGGUUCCGCCAGCUGUCGGCGCUUCCAACUCUGAUGCUCCUACCAACCCCCAUUCGCCGCUUUCGCCGUUGAUCCCCUCAUCGCCCCUCUAUCCUGAUGGCCUCAUAGCCCCGGUAUGGGUGCGCAAACAUUCAGAGCUCGUCCCUUCCGUCUUUGUCCUCUUUUUGAGGUUGUACGAGUCACCACCACCCCCGACUGGGCUGGAAACGAUUGAAGAGACUCAAAGCAGAGAGUCGGAAGAUGGGCAGAGGGAGAAGGAGAUGGAUGAGCUGUUGAUCAAAGAGAUUAGUGAUAGAAGGAGACGGCUCGUAGAGAGGGGCAUCAAACUCACUGUCGUUCUCAUGGCGAGCUCACAGACUUUGGACUCGCCGGAUCUUGAUCCUCGACUAUCCCACAUCCGCCGGCAGUCUCAGAUUUCGUCCAAAGCGUCUCUAUUUGUGCUUUCCCCAGUACCGGCCGACCAGCUGCCUGAAUUCGUCGCAUCUCUUCAAGAAGCGCUGUACGAAUCGGCUUUCGAAUAUUACUCGCUCCACACCAAACGCGUCCGUCGAAAGCGCAGCCGCCUGCCUUCCAACCCUCCAAUAAAUUCGCCUGUUACGACAUCAUCUGGUCAAAAGAUACUAAGUCCACAAGGGUGGGCUGUGAGGUACGACUGGAAGCUCGGAUGGUUUGCAGAGAUACGUGGAGAGGUAGAGAUGGCGCGGAGACACUAUGAGGAUUGUUGGAAUGAGUUGGCAAAGAUGUUUGCCUCAACCACGACUCUGCCGCCUAGGACCAAGAGGUGGGCCGAGGCCAAAGUCUUGGCCGACUGUGUGGCGACAAGAAUUUGCAAGCUCUCUCUGUACGAUGCUGAAGGGCCAAGAUCAUUGGGCUCGUUCUCGGUCCACCUGAAACGAUUUGGCGAUCUCUCGCGAGGCUGGGGCAUUGGAGAGGAAACAUUCGAAUUCUGGAGCUGGAUUGCGAGGCAGUAUCGGAUAUUUGCAGAGCUUUUGGAAAUGGCUCAACAACAUGGACUCAGAAUCACGACUCCCUUGCCGACAUUCCCGCCGCCGGGGGCCGCAAGCACUCCUCAAAAUGUCAUGUACUAUGCCACCCCCAUCUCUCAAGGUAACCCCAGUCAAACUAUACAACAUCCUGCAAUCUACUAUUACACUGCCGCUUGCUGUACACUGAAAAGGCAAGAAAGGUUCAAGGAGAUAUUGGAAAUUGAGAACGACGCUCUCAGCUCGGAAGCCGGCAUAGCUUCAGGCUAUGUUUCGGCUGCUCCGGGCUUCGCCAACGAAAAGAAGGUCGACCAUUCCGCUCUGGUAAUCGAACUCUUCUCCAAAGCCUACUCUCUUCUCAAAGACCUCCCCGCCCCUUCGAACCGCACGGCGCUAUACAUUGCAUAUCGAAUCGCCGACACCUAUCACAAGACGGGACAGUACGAGAUGGCGAUACGUUUCUUUGACAGAAUUGCCAGUAGCUUCAAGAAGGAGAGGUGGGAUGAGAUUGUCAGGGAUAUUCGAAAGGUCUGGUACGACUGUGCAAAGGCCACUGGUGGGGUAGAAGGCGUGGGUAGGCUCAUUCUGGAAAUGAUGUGUGCGGGGAACAGUAUAGGGCAGGAAGAGAGGGAGGACUUGCAGGAGGAGCUCGUUUCUCUGCUAAAGACCACAGCGCCUUCAACUAGUUCCGACAAGAUCUUGAUAGAAAUGGAUGGUCCCCCUGAGAAGGAGCUGUUGGACGUGAGAGCUGGAUUUUGGCAACCCGAUGCCGCGGCUUCCCAAGAAGUUCCCUACCAAGUCACCCUCCGAUGCCCCUCCAAUGUCAUCAUCGGAAACCUUGAGUUUUCAGAAAUGGAACUCAACUUUACCGAUGAUCGUCUCCCCAUCAAGAUAUUGAACGAGCCGUCAACUUCAGGGGGACAUGUUUCAGUAGUGGACCUAAAUACCACGACAGUGGCACCGUUGAAAUGGGCACCAAACCAGGUUCUUGUCCUCAAUGGAACUCUCACCAGCACCCACGCGAACGAAGUGCAGCUUGCCAAUGUCAAACUGAGGUUGAAGCAAGGCUCCUGGGUGUUCGAACUGGCAUUUGUUCCUGGCGAGAUUACUGGCUGGAUGACGAAAAAGGGCAUCGUCAACCACGGGGCAACUCUGUCAUCAUCCGUGUUCUUCUCCCCUGAACCCCAUAAAGUGGAUGUCGAGAUCACCCAUCAACCAUUCGCAUUUGUGGGUGAAGAUCUGCCCAUUCAGGUCAAAGUGAUCAACAACGACGAAAGGACCAUGGAGGCGACGUUGUCGAUUUUCAUGCAGCCUGCGGAGGACGGUGAAGAGGACGGCUCCAGGAUCAGCGUAUCUGCACAAGAGACCACGACCUUGUUGAGGGACAUCGCCUUGGGUACUCUUGCCCCUGGAGCCUCGAUAUCACUACCGGUCCACCUUUGGGUACCGGCAGAGUCCACUAAAAUAAUCGAUUUCGCUCUCCAUACCACCGUCAAUGGUUCAGCCGAAUCACUAUCGGCUUCAGCAGAGACGCAUAUGACCGAGGAGCGCCCGGAGGAAGUCAACCGCACGGUCGUUGUUCCCGUCCUCAAAGCGUUCGCCAUCGAGACAAGCGUAAAGCUCACGCAUCAAGGCAAGAAAGGGGGUGAAGGGGCGGUGGGGUUGAACAUCCGUGUCGGAGGGCCGCGGCGGGUGAUAGUUGAAGGAUUGGAGCUGGUAGCAAACAAAAAUGAUAGAGAAGUGAAAAUGAGAUCUACAUCGCUCGACGGAGUGACCCUUUCUGAAGAAUGGGAUGAACAGACGUCCUAUGCCGUAUGGGCAGUAUUCGCCCUUGCUCAAGGCCACCGUGGAGCCGUCGGCAAUCCCAUACUUAUCCCUGCUGAGCUGGUUAUAUCUUGGAAAAGUGACUCGGAGGGCCCGCUGGUCAAGACGACACACCCAUUGCCCCCUCUCUUGAUACCGCCCCCAACAGACUCAUUCUUGAUACCGACACUUCACUUACCUGCGCCGGCAAUUGUCUCUCCGCACACCGCUUUCCCUCUCUCUGUUUCAAUUCUGAAUACACACCCUACACACGCGGCGUCUGAAGUCAGCAUCGUGGCCGAGACUUCCGAUAGCUUUGCUUGGGUAGGCAACAGACAGAUCAGGUUGACUGAGAUUGCCCCAGGGAGAGAGACAGAGGUGAAGCUGGAAUGUGUAGCAUUAGGAGGUAGCGGAUGGGUGAAGGUGCCAAACAUAAUAAUUUGGGAUGGGGACGGGGAAGAUAGGGAGGAGGUGCGAGUGAAGGGUGAUAGCAUGGUCUUGAUCAGAUCCACUUGA
Molecule: messenger RNA, 3702 nt
Organism: Cryptococcus wingfieldii CBS 7118
Lineage: Eukaryota; Fungi; Basidiomycota; Tremellomycetes; Tremellales; Cryptococcaceae
Exons: 10
Coding region: 1-3702 (1233 amino acids)
Source: RefSeq, a predicted model, not a curated record